GGUGAUUAAGUAGGCUCAACAACCCACGAAUUUCCUAUAAAUAAGAAGCGCACGAGUAGCAGUUUGUCGCAAUUAACCUUGAGUGCAGCAAAUCCCAAACCGUUUGCUCUCUUCUCUUUCAUCCUUGUUUAGAUCUACUCUCUCACUCUCUUCGUCCAGGAAAUGGAGACCUUCCUAUUCACCUCGGAGUCUGUGAACGAGGGACACCCUGACAAGCUCUGUGAUCAGGUGUCUGAUGCAGUGCUCGACGCUUGCCUUGCCCAGGACCCUGAGAGCAAGGUUGCUUGUGAGACUUGUACUAAGACAAACAUGGUUAUGGUGUUUGGUGAGAUUACAACCAAGGCCGAGGUAGACUAUGAAAAGAUUGUCCGUGACACAUGCCGUUCCAUUGGCUUCACGUCUGAUGAUGUGGGUCUUGAUGCUGACAAAUGCAAGGUCUUGGUCAAUAUUGAGCAGCAGAGCCCUGACAUUGCACAGGGUGUCCAUGGUCACCUCACCAAGCGCCCUGAGGAGAUUGGUGCUGGUGAUCAAGGCCACAUGUUUGGCUAUGCCACUGAUGAGACCCCGGAGCUUAUGCCUCUAAGCCACGUUCUUGCCACCAAGCUUGGUGCUCGCCUCACUGAGGUGCGCAAGAAUGGGACCUGUGCAUGGCUGAGACCUGAUGGUAAGACUCAAGUUACUGUUGAGUACUACAAUGACAAUGGUGCCAUGGUACCUGUUCGGGUUCACACUGUCCUUAUAUCCACCCAACACGAUGAGACUGUCUCCAAUGAUGAAAUUGCUGCUGACCUUAAGGAGCAUGUCAUCAAACCCGUCAUCCCUGAGAAGUAUCUUGAUGAGAAGACCAUCUUCCACCUUAAUCCAUCUGGCCGAUUUGUUAUUGGUGGACCUCAUGGAGAUGCUGGUCUCACUGGUCGCAAGAUCAUUAUCGACACAUACGGUGGAUGGGGAGCUCAUGGUGGUGGUGCUUUCUCUGGCAAAGACCCAACCAAGGUGGACAGAAGUGGUGCUUAUAUCGUCAGACAGGCUGCUAAGAGCAUAGUUGCCAAUGGGCUCGCUCGCAGGGCCAUUGUUCAGGUGUCAUAUGCCAUUGGUGUCCCUGAGCCUUUGUCCGUGUUUGUUGACACCUAUGGCACUGGAAAGAUACCCGAUAAAGAGAUUCUUAAGAUUGUCAAGGAGACCUUUGACUUCAGGCCAGGAAUGAUGUCUAUCAACCUUGAUCUCAAGAGAGGUGGCAAUGGCAGAUUCCAGAAGACAGCUGCAUACGGGCACUUUGGAAGAGAUGACCCAGACUUCACCUGGGAGGUCGUCAAGCCCCUGAAGUGGGAGAAAAUCCCUGCGUAAUGCCCACUAAAUGCUACUGCUGCUCAAGUACGCGGAACCCAUGCAUGCUGAUACCCUUUUUUAAUGUCUGAUCUUUUUCCAUUGAAUUUUUUCCAAUUUCGAUUCGAUUCGAUUCAUGUACUGAUUGAAAUGAAAUGGAUUACUGUUUGCUGUUUUGGUA
Messenger RNA from Beta vulgaris subsp. vulgaris (sugar beet), 1504 nucleotides. Its product is annotated as S-adenosylmethionine synthase 2. The record is from RefSeq and is a predicted model, not a curated record. Gene Ontology annotation, cellular component: cytosol. The transcript is spliced from 2 exons. Gene Ontology annotation, molecular function: methionine adenosyltransferase activity; ATP binding. The coding region runs from base 163 to 1344 and encodes 393 amino acids. Gene Ontology annotation, biological process: S-adenosylmethionine biosynthetic process. NCBI's taxonomy places the organism in Eukaryota, Viridiplantae, Streptophyta, Magnoliopsida, Caryophyllales, Amaranthaceae.